Messenger RNA from Pteropus alecto (black flying fox), 945 nucleotides. Its product is annotated as olfactory receptor 502. Bases 1 to 945 code for a protein of 314 amino acids. Gene Ontology annotation, cellular component: membrane. The transcript has a single exon. Gene Ontology annotation, biological process: sensory perception of smell; G protein-coupled receptor signaling pathway. Lineage: Eukaryota; Metazoa; Chordata; Mammalia; Chiroptera; Pteropodidae. Gene Ontology annotation, molecular function: olfactory receptor activity; odorant binding; G protein-coupled receptor activity. The record is from RefSeq and is a predicted model, not a curated record.
AUGGAUUCCCAAAGGGAUGGGAACCACACGGCAGUAAAAGGUUUCAUUUUAUUGGGCUUAACUGCUGACCCAAUCCUUCGUGUCAUACUCUUUAUGAUCAUCCUAUGUAUCUACCUGGUGACCGUAUCUGGCAAUCUUAGCACAAUCAUUCUUAUCAGAAUCUCUUCUCAGCUCCAUCAUCCUAUGUAUUUUUUCCUGAGCCACUUGGCAUUUGCUGACAUCUGCUUUUCAAGUUCUGUCACACCUAACAUGCUUGUAAAUUUCCUGGUGGAGAGAAAUACAAUCUCCUAUCACGGAUGUGGCAUCCAGCUUGGUUCAGUUGCUCUCUUUGGGACACUUGAGUGCUUUCUUCUGGCUGCCAUGGCAUAUGAUCACUUUGUAGCAAUCUACAAUCCACUGUUUUAUUCAACCAAGAUGUCCACAGGGGUUUGCGUUCAGAUCCUCAUACUGGCUUAUGUGAGUAGUUUUCUCAAUGCUUCCUCAUUUACUAUUUCCUUCUAUCUUUUACUCUUCUGUGGACCUAAUCGAGUCAAUCAUUUCUUCUGUGAUUUUGCCCCUUUAGUUGAACUCUCCUGUUCUGACAGCAGUAUCCCCUCAGUCGUGCCCUCAUUUACAGCUGGCUCCAUCAUUGUGUUUACAGUGUUUGUCAUAGCCACCUCCUACAUCUAUAUCCUCAUCACGAUACUGAAGAUGCGCUCCAAUAGAGGCCAUCACAAGGCCUUCUCUACUUGCACUGCCCACCUCACAGCUGUCACUCUAUAUUUUGGGACCAUCACAUUCGUUUAUGUGAUGCCCAAGUCCACCUUCUCAACUGACCAGAACAAAGUGGUGUCUGUGUUCUACAUGGUGGUGAUUCCCAUGCUGAACCCCAUUAUCUACAGCCUCAAGAACAAUGAGAUUAAGGGGGCUCUGAAAAGAGAGCUUGGCAGAAAAAUAUUAUCCUAG